Molecule: messenger RNA, 25320 nt
Organism: Nothobranchius furzeri (turquoise killifish)
Lineage: Eukaryota; Metazoa; Chordata; Actinopteri; Cyprinodontiformes; Nothobranchiidae
Gene: macf1a
Product: microtubule actin crosslinking factor 1a
Biological process (GO): regulation of focal adhesion assembly; wound healing; intermediate filament cytoskeleton organization
Cellular component (GO): intermediate filament; membrane; actin cytoskeleton
Molecular function (GO): cadherin binding; structural molecule activity; microtubule binding
Source: RefSeq, a predicted model, not a curated record
GGGGGGGCUCUCACAGCUGAUGGGGGACCGCCCAACAGCCUCCGCCAGCCUCCGUCGGAUCAGUCCAGUCAUGCUCGUCUGAGGGCUUCAGCGGAGACGCCUCCUGGUUUUUUCCACCUUUUGUUUCUUGCCGUUUUGCUCCGUGAUGCUCCGGACUUUCCUGAACACCGAGUCCCUUUGGCUCUGCUCCAGAAGCGCCGCACAUCUGCACAGGAAAUGGGUCUGUAACUAGAACUGGAAGUCCUUACCGAGCCAACAGCUGAUGGGCUCCACAUCCUGGUGCUUCCUAAUCAGACACAACCGGACCAGGAGCAGAAUCUCCUUUUAGCUUUGAUCUUCUUCCAUCUGUGGAUGAUUCCGGAUGUUGCGUCGUCGCACUGCACCACCUGAUGAAGAGGAACACCGGCUGAGUUUCUGGCACAGCAACGUGGGCCCGAGUGCCGGAGCCGAUUUCCAUCCAACUUUAAGCCUCUGGGAGUCUGACAUUAGAGAGAGAGUGUGUGUGUGUGCUGGCGUAAAUCUGUCAUGUGACUCAGAGCUCCCAUGUUGGGAUUUUAACCCUCUCCUGUGAACGAUGAGGUGGGAAACGGCGACUCAGGCCGAGUUUUGGCCGGAUCUCCGGGCAAUCUGUUGCAGCGUUGGCUGAGUGGUGCCACACGCCACCGAUCUGGGCGGCGUUCCUCCUCGACACGCUGCCCAACGUGGAGUACCCUUACGGACCAGAUUCCUGCUGAUAUCGGCUGUUGGAGGGGGAAGACCCGAGCUGCAGUAAUGCCUCGGGGCAUCACUAAUUCAUGAGCUCAGAUAGAGAUACUGGAUCUACCUGGAACCGAUCCCAGAUCUCAGCGCCACCGUUUGCUCUGAUCCGACGUGCCGCUGAUUUAGAAACCCGAGGAGACACGAGACCUUUUCUGUUGGUUUCUCCCUCCUCACGCAACUCGGGAUCAGCUGAAGGUCUUCCAUCUCUCCUGAUGCACCAGGGAGCGGCUCACCUGUCAACAGUGCAGCCAUAAGUCAGCGAGCGUGUCCUUCCAGCUGCCUGCAGACUCGCUUGGGUCCUGAGAGGUCUGGGCUGGCCGCCGCUCUGCCCGAGUCAGCUGAUUCCCCAGGAUGGUCUCUUCUGGGACGUUACUCGCGCUCCUGGUGUGAUUUCACUGCCUUUGAUAAAAACCUCGGUGCUGUUUGGAAGUCAUGGGGAACUCGAUGGGUUGUGUUCGGCCUUCCCGGGACAGAGAACAAGGUGGAGCUCAGCCGCUUCCUCCAAAGAAACGUUUCCGUUUCAGGCGCCGGCACAAAGGCAACAAGAGCAGGAGAGCAGAAGACGUCUCUGAUCCACGACGAGGACACGGUCCUGAUGAAGAUGUGGAGGACAACGCUGCAGCUGCAGGAAGCAGCAGAGUAGCGGUAACCCGCCCACACGGCAGCACUCUGUCCCCCGGGUCGGUCGGCGCCGGGGGGCUGCUGAGCAGCGGGAGACUGGAGGGGACCCCCAAACCCAGCCCCGCCUGGAGGGGGGUCUUCUGCCUCCCGGGAGAAGAAGACUCGGUCAGCGCCAUCAUCGAUGUCUCCAGCAUCCCGAGCCAAACCACCACCACCACUCCGGUCAACACGGCGCCGGUCCUUGGCAGUACCACCCCGGGUGGAGGACGGGUCUGCCGGGUCAGGGAGAAGGUCCAGGGGGUCCUGGAGAAACCCUGGAUCCUCCGACAGAGGAAGGAAAAAAGAGACGAGGUGGAAGGAGAUGAAGCUGGAGCUGAAGAUGGGACCAAGCAGGUGGCUGAGGCUCCACCUGAGCGGGAGAGGACAGGUGUGGUCCACAUCCGAGAGGUGGAUGGGAAGCUCUGCGUGGUUCGGACAGCCUACCCCUGUGAUUAUGGAUCUCCUGUGUGGAGAGGUGACAUGGAGAUCCACCAAGAGCCUCCUGGACCACCUCCUGCCAUGGAGAACAUGUCCAAAGUCCAACUGUUGGAGGACAUGGGUGGAACCCACCAGCUGGUGGAGGGAUUCAGGUUGGUGUCGUCAGCAGGAGCAGAAGGUAGGUCCCCUCCCCUGGAGUCGGGAUACUCCAGCGACCUUCCCUUAACCUCUCCAGAGACAGCGGGGACCACCCCGAGUCAGACGGACUGGGGGGGGCUGACCGCCAGCUCCUCGGAGAAAGUGGACUCCAUCAUGGACAGUCCUCUGCUGCCGCGGCAACACCUGCCACAGAUCUCCGAGAUCUACGUCUGCGGCGAGUCGGCCGACCUCACGGCUAAAGAGAAGCUGCUGUUAUGGAGCCAGCAGGCGACGGAAGGAUACCCCGGCUUCCGCUGCACCAACUUCACCUCAUCGUGGAGCGACGGGCGAAUGUUCAACGCUCUGCUGCACAGAUACAGGCCCGACCUGAUCGACAUGGAGGCGGUGUCGCGGCAGAGCAACCGCGAGAACCUGGAGCAGGCCUUCGAGAUCGCCGAGUCGUUGGGUGUGACUCGACUGCUGGACGCUGAGGACGUCGACGUUCCGUCGCCGGACGAGAAGUCGGUCAUCACUUACGUCUCUUCCAUCUACGACGCUUUUCCUAAAAUCCCGGAAGGAGGAGACGGAAUCGCCGCAAACGAAGUGGACCAGCGCUGGUCUGAGUACCAGUCCAGGUUCUUGUCUUUGCUCCAGUGGAGCCGCCAGCAGACCGCCAUCAUGGCCGACAAAAACUUCCCCCAAAACCCCGUGGAACUCAAAUCACUUUACAACGAGUACGUUCAUUUCAAAGAGACGGAGAUUCCCUCCAAGGAGACGGAGAAGACUCACCUGGAGCAUCUCUACAAGCUGCUGGAGGUGUGGAUGGAGUUUGGUCGGAUUAAACUUCCUCAGGGCCUCCAUCCCAACGACCUGGAGGAGGAGUGGGGGAAGCUCAUCCUGGAGAUGCUGGAGAGGGAGAAGGCGCUCCGGCCGGCUGUGGAGAGGCUCGACCUACUGCUUCAAAGAGCAAAUAAGAUCCAGAACACGGCCGUGGACUGUGAGGAGAAGCUGACGCUGGCUAGAAACACACUCCAGGCUGACAUGUCUCGAGCGGAGAGCGGUGAGCCGGUCCAGUGUGAGACAGAACUGGUCCUCUACCUGCAGGACUGCGAGUCUCUGAUUGGACAGCUGGAGGAUGAGCUGAAAGUCCUCCGAGACGAGAAGUACUACCAGGUGGACCAGCUGGCCUUCAGAGCUUCGUGCCUUCAGGAGGAGCUGGUCUCCCUCCGACUGCAGUGCUUCAGCGUCUACAGGAAGGGACACUUCGCUCAGGUUCUGGGCAGCACCGGGUCGGACCGCAGCAGCCUCAGAACCAGCGCCGGCUUGUCUCUGGGACAGACGCUGCUGGGAGCCGUGGCUGCCGGUCUCCUGAGGAGACCCGUGGCCCGGUCCCAGCUGGUGGCCGUGUCUUCAUCAGAGGACGAAGGAAGCCUGAGGUUCAUCUACGAGCUGCUGGGCUGGGUGGAGGAGACGCAGGAGCUGCUGGAGGGCGCCGAGUGGGGAGCAGACCUCUCGUCGGUGGAGAGCAACCUCCAGGAGCACAACAACGUCCACUCCGCCGUGGAGGAGCUGAUGAGCGGCCUGCAGGAGGCGCGCAGCUACGAGGCUAAAGUCUCCCCAAACUUUAAGGCUAAUUACUCAGAAACGCUGGCCAAGCUGGAGCAUCAGUACCUGAAACUGCUGGAACAUUCGUCAUGGCGCCUGCGGAGCCUGGAGAGCCUGCAGACGUUUGUGUCGCGCUGCACCGAGGAGCUGAUCUGGCUCAACGAGCGGGAGGAGGAGGAGAUCUCCUUCGACUGGAGCGACAGCAACUCCAACAUGAACGCCAAGAAGGAGGCGUACAGCGAGAUGAAGUUGGAGUUGGCUGAGAAACAGGAAGUGAUGCGUUCCCUCCAGGAAACGGCCAGCCGGCUGUGUCAGGAAAACCAUCCCGCUAAACAGACGGUGGAGGCCUACAGUGCAGCGCUGCAGACUCAGUGGCAGUGGGUGGGCCAGCUGUGUGUUUGUGUUGAGCAGCAUCUCAAAGACAACACUACCUACUUCCAGUUCAUGAGCGACGCUCGGGACGGUGAGUCCUACCUCCGCCAGCUGCAGGACGCCAUCAGGAGACAGUACACCUGCGACAGAAACAGCCGGCUCAGCAAGCUGGAGGACCUCCUGCAGGACUCGAUGGAGGAGAAGGAACAGCUGAUCAAGUAUCGGAGUACGGUGGCGAGCCUGGUGGGGCGGUCCAAAACGGUGGUGCAGCUCCGCCCCCGCAGCGCCGACAGCCCGCUGGACGUGGCCACGCCCAUCAGAGCCGUCUGUGACUACAAACAAAUCGAGACAAGCGUUCAGAUCACGGUAAACCGAGGAGAGGAGUGCGUCCUGCAGGACAACUCCCAGAGGACCAAGUGGAAGGUGAUCAGUCCCACGGGGAACGAGGCCAUGGUGCCCUCGGUGUGCUUCACUGUCCCCCCUCCCAACCAGGAGGCCAUCGACACUGCCGCCAGGGUGGAGCAGUCGUACCAGAAGGUGAUGUCGCUGUGGCAUCAGCUCCACGUGGACAUGAAGAGCGUGGUUUCGUGGAACUACCUCCUCAAAGACAUCCGGACCAUCUCGGGAUGGACGCUGGACACGGUCCGCAGUCAGAGUCCCUCAGACCGCCAGUACGUCGUGGACCACCUGGACGCCCAGCUGACGGACUUCCUGUCGGACAGCAAGGAGAGCUCUCUGUUCACGCCGGCGGAGCGACGCGAGCUGGAGGGGGAGGUGGAGGAGGCGCUGCAGCACUGCCAGGACCUGCUGCGGAACAUGGAGACCGCGGAGAAAGACGAGUCCGUGUCACGGUCGUACCUCUCAGAGCUACAGGACGUCGCUCUUCGUCUGAACGAGGCCGAGCAGAGGCUGACGAGGAGGAUCGAGACUCCGCCCCCCAGCCAGGCAUCAGGCGGCGUUGACCUCACGCUGCAGAUCGCGGAGCAGGAGAAGCAGCAGUCUGAGCUGGACGCUCUACGCUCCGGUUUGGGAGAUGUGUCCCGCCGCUGCCUCAGCUUCUUCCAGGAGAAGCCGACCUCCUCCAGCGUUCCCGGCCUCCAGUCCCAGCUCAGCCAGGCUGUGGAGAAGAUGGACAAGCUGCACAACCUCUCGUCGGCCUACCUGGAAAAGUUAAAAACCGUCGACGUUCUGCUGAGGAGCCUGGAGGAGGCGGAGUCUCAGGUCAGGAGGUACGAGAGCAGACUCAGUGAGGAAGACAUCGUUCCUGCAGACACCACGGCCAUCCAGAACCUCAGACAUCAGCUCGGGAGGUGGCAGGAGGAGGUCUCCGAGCACGAAGGCGUCUUUCAGGCCCUGCAGGUGCAAACGGGCCGGGCCAAAGAGGCGGGGUUUCAGCUCAGCCGGCUCCACCCAGACCGCAGCCCUGAGCUAGAACGCUACCAGGAGAGAGCCAAUCAGCUGGCAGAGAGGUGGAGCGGAGUCACGAAGCAGCUGGAGACACGACGGACCGAUCUGGAGGUUCUGGGCCUGAUUCUGCAGCAGUACAGAGACGGUCACUCGGCUCUCAUCGAGUGGAUCGAAGACACGACAGAGCGACAAGAGAACACCCACCCAGAGCAGACGGACAGCCGAGUUCUGUCAGAACAGCUGGCCCAGCAGACGGCAUUAGUAGCUGAGAUCGAGCAGAACCAGACCAAACUAGACGAGUGCCAGACUCACGCCAAACAGUACAGCUCCUCAGUCAAGGAGUACGAACUGCAGCUGAUGACGUACCGAGCCUUCGUCGAGUCGGCGCACAAGUCGCCUGUGAAGAGGAGGAGGAUGCACUCUUCGUCUGACGCCGUGACCCAGGAGUUUAUGGAAUUACGUACGCGUUACACAACGUUGGUUACCCUGACAACCCAACACGUGAGGUACAUCAGCGACGCUCUGAGGCGGCUGGAGGAGGAGGAGAAGGAGGUGCAGGAGGAGAAGCAGGCCAGAGUGGGUCAGGUCUCAGAGCUGCUGGGCUGGGUCAAAGGUCUCCAGGGACGGGCCGGAGGCCCCAGCGUCGAGUCCUCUCUAGCUGCUCAGCAGGUCAUCAGUGAGCAGCUGGCAGCCAAGAAGGACCAGGUGGCCGAAGCCAUCAGGAGCACACAGGUCUUCCUCAGGUCCAAGCAGGCCAGCAAGCUGUCUCCCGAGGAGCGCGCUCAGGUGGAGGCUCAGCUGGAGGAGCUGAUGUCGGCCUACAAGCACCUGUGUGACAGCUCCACCCAGCAGCUGCAGCAGCUGGGGCAACAGCUGGCCAAAGAGGAGGAGAGAAAGACCCGAGCUGCCAUCGCCGGGGUCAUCGACUUGGGAACAGUGGAGACCUUCUCGGUGUUCCAAGCUGCCCGACGAGGUCUUAUUGACCAGGACUCGUGCCAGGUUCUGCUGCAGGCUCAGCUUGUCCUGGGUGGACUCGUCCAUCCCGUCUCUGCUGUCCUUUACUCCCUGGACUGUGGUCUGACUCAGGACCUCGUCGACGCUCGCACCCAGCAGUCGCUGUUGGAGCUGCAGAGCGCUUUAGAUCUGAUCAAAAACACGGAGUCGCUGAGGGAUCGGGGCGUUUUACCCGCCGCCGCAGCAGUCGAGUCCGGGUUCAUCAGCGAAGAGGUGGGACUUCAAAUUUUCCACCUUCAGCUGAGCACCGGAGGACUGAGAGAUUCUUCUGGAAGGAUCCUAAGCUUGGAGCAAGCAGAGGACACGAGAGCUUUGUCUCCCCGGAUUCUAUCCAAGCUUCAUUCCCGACUACAGCUCAAAGAGCUGAUCGAUCCCAACUCGGCUGAGAAGGUGAACAUGGAGGAGCUGAAGCUGCGCUGCAUCAUCGAUGAUGACUCGGACCUUCUACUCCUUCCUGUCAAGCAGCAGCCUGGAGGAACCGUACGUCUUCGAUCCGGAAGAAAAGUCGGCAUCUUCCGUGCCGUUCAGGAAGGACUGAUCGAUCGGAAGGUCAUCGUUCGGCUUCUGGAGGCUCAGCUGUUCGCCGGUGGAAUUUCAGACCCGCGGUCCGGCCACAGGCUGACUAUCGGCGAGGCGACCCGUCAUGGACUCAUGGACCAGGAUUUAGCCUGCACCAUGUUGGCACGACAGCUGCAAAAUGGAGGAGUACUGGAUCCUCUAAGUGGAGAACGUCUGGGUCUAGAGGAGAGCAUCUGCAGGGACCUUCUCUCUCCUCGUCUGGCGCUGCUGGUUCUGGAGUCCCUUUGGUCUUUUAUGGGACUUCUUUGGCCCGAGUCUGGAGAGCUUAUGUCCAUGGCCGAAGCUCUCCAACAAGGGCUGAUCUCAGGAGCUCUGGCAACAAGCAUCUUAAGGCAAAGACAUGCAGUUGGGGGUCUGUAUGACCCGGAGACACUCCAGGUCCUCCUCCUGAACCAGGCUGAUGGACAGCUAGAACCAGAUGUUGUCCAACAUCUCAGAGAAAUUCACAUCCCAGAUGUUCUGUACAACAUGAACCAGUCAGGAACACCAUCUCUAAACCGACUGAGCUGGAGCUCCACCAGCUCCUCACCGCCUCCGUCUCCUCCAGCGGGCCUCGUGUGGGAUCGGACCGGUCCCGAAGAACAAGCCAAACACAAGCUGCUUCUUCACAUCAUGGCUCACAGCUACGUGGACGCUCAUUCUGGGACACGGCUGGUACUGCUUGACCAGGAGCUCACAACCAUGGUUAAGGAAAGCCGCCCAGCUCCAGAAGAAUCUGGCCGGGCCGAGCCCGCGGAAAGUCUGACUUUGGAAGAGUCGGGAAUGUCGAUAACUGAAGGAGACGUCAGUUUGUCAGAUGAAGAAACGACAUCCGAAGAUGAAAUCUCCAGAGUUUUAAUGCCAAGAGAUGGUGCUGGGAUUAUUGGAGGGAGCAGAACCGAAGACGUUUCUGAUUGGAGAAAUGAAAACGGACUUCAUCGGGAACCGUCGGGAAUUGUAGGAAGCAAAGAUUUAACCUCCGCAGUGGAAAAUAAAAUCCCUGCAGACACAGAAGUGAAAGAACAGAUGUCCGGAGUAGAAGAACUAAUAAAAAGCCCUGAAGAGGUGGUACCAACCCAAUCCCUACCUGGGAAUGGUCCUGAUCGGGAUGGCAGCGGCACCAUAGCGGAACCUCUAGAACCAAAGCCAGAAGAAGAAACCGAGGUUCUGUCAGAACCUGCUCCAGGAGUGGAAGCAAACACAAACCUUUACGUAACUCAAGAAUCUGGAAAUUUAAAACCUUCCAAGGCUCUUUUAACAGGAAUCGGCUCCGAGCUUCCGGACCUGGGGCUGGAAGAAGCUGAGCCGGUACUGAAAAAACCGCAGGAGGAUGCAGAGUUGGACCGAUUAGUCCUUCAGCUCAAACAAGGAGGUCUGAUGAUGGAGGGUGGAGACAAGCUGCUUCCAGAUGAAGCUGUAGCCCAGGGAGUCCUUCCAGGUCACAUAGCCGUGAAACUGAUGGCUAAGGCGGGUCUGUUCGGAGGAUUCCUGGACGCCAGCAGCGCCGAGCCUCUCAGCAUGGAGGAAGUCAUGCAGGAGGGCUUGCUGGAUGAAGAUCUGAUGUGGAGUGUCUUGAAGUCCGAUAAAACCAUAGCAGGUGUUGUUGAUGUGGAGAAAAGGCAGCUCCGUGGGGUGAGGGACGCAGCUCAGGUGGGGCUGAUUGAUUCCAACACGGCUGCUCGACUUCUAGAAGCUCAAGUGGCCUCUGGAGGCGUCGUGGAUCUUCGCAGGGAUAAGAAGGUCUCGGUCACCUUAGCAGCAAACCUGGGAUUGAUAGACAAGGAACAACGAGAGGAACUGGUGGCUCUGGAAAAGGCCUUCAAAGGAAAGGAUGCAGACUCUCCAACAAAGCUGAUGAAAGCCAGUUUACAGCUACAGAUGGACGGCAUUGUUGACCCAGAGUCCAAGUCUCCGGUUCCUCUGGAACAAGCUCUUAAGAAAGAGUUAAUAACAUCCCAGGAGGCUUAUCAGGUGUUGGCCAAGCAGGUAGCUGAAGGCGGGAUCAUACACCAUGCUUCAGGAAUGAGGCUGUCGGUCUCUGAUGCUGUUGACCGAGGACUAGCAGACCGCUCCAUCGCCCCCGGGCUUGAGGAUCUAGAGUGGGUCUAUCAAGGAAAAGUCAGUGCGUCAAGUAACCCGGAAGCCAUCGCGUUCCAGGCAUCAACCGGAGCGGUUUCGGACCCUGAAACCGGAGUCAAGCUGACCCUGGCCGAGGCGGUUUCCAAGGGUCUUCUAGACCAGGACACAGCCCGUGAAGUCAUGUCGUCUCCAGCCGUCACAAAAGGCGCAGUCCACCCCCAAACUGCCCGCGUCGUUCCGUAUUCGGAGCUCGUAAACCAGGGCAGGAUCGACAUCGAAACGGGAAAACGCUUCUUAGAGGUGAAACCGUUCCAAGGUGUUUGGGAUCAUCAAACCAGGGAGAACUUGACCCUUUCUGAGGCUGUCGCAUUGAAACGAGUCGACCCGGUUCCGGCUCUGAGGCUGCUCCAGAGCCAGGCGGACAGCGGCGGGAUCAUCGAUAUCCGAACCGGAGAAAGACUCCCGCAUACCAGAGGUUUGGUUGGAGACGAUAUGGUGGCAGAAAUCGCCUCAAACCAGCUGAUGAAAGGUGGUUUAGUUGGUCCCGCCUCCGAACGGCGGGUCUCGAGUCUCAGAGAGCUGCUGGAGGCAGAUGAUGGGUCAGGCCCAGAUAGUACUGACUCCGAGACGUCCUCCAGAUGUCCUCCUCCUAUGAAAUCUGUCGAGGUCACUCGGGAUGACGACCAGAGAUUCACACCUGUAGUCCCAGACCAGAUUCUGACCAAAACUCCAGAAGAAGAAGCAUCAGAAGGACCAGAGCCAGUGGAGGCUUCACCUGAGCCGGACCAGUCCAUGGACAUCCUCCUAACAUUUGCUUCCAACGUCGAGAGAAGAAUCCAGCGAACCAUAGAAGAGAUAAAACUACAGAAAGAUGCUGAAACAUCAGAGGUUCUUCUGAAACAGGAACCUGGUCAGAGGCUGGUCCAGGAGAACAUCUUCAGAGGAGAGACUCCUCAGAUGGUGGUCUGUCCUUCAGAAGAAGACGCUCAGGACAACGUCAUAGAAGAAAGGAAGGAUGAAGGUGACCAUCAAGCAUCUGGAGAAGUACAUACGACAAAAGUUAGAGAGGACAGAGAAACGAGAGACAGAAACGUGCUGCUGGCCGUGUCUGAGAAGACGAGAGGAGAGGAUUCAAGGCCACAGGAGGAUGUGAAACGUCCAGAGAUGCAGGCUGAUGCCAGGCAGUCCGAUCAGGUCGGGACUUCGGCGAGUCAAGAGUCGGAAAACAAAACCAAAAAGAAAAGAAAGAGCAAAAAGAAGACUAAAGGUAAAGAGAUGGAAACGCAUCUUCCAGAAGUUAAGCAUCCAUCCAGAAAGGAUGCAGGAUCCUCGGAGGCUGCUGACGAAGACGCUGAUGAACCAAAAGGUCCUCAGAUGUCUGACAGUCCAGCAGCUCUCCCUGACACUCCUCAGAUAGGAAGUUUAGAGCAGACUGAUGCUGGACAGGACUUAGUGAAGCAGGAGCAGGAAGAGGUUUCUGUUGUUGAGAAAGACGAGGCUAAAACGAUGUUGAUGAAAGACCCAGAGGAGGUUGAUGAGGAGGUGGUUCUGGUCUCUGAGCAGCAGGAACCAGAGAAGAACCAGGAGCUGCUCAAAAGGACCACUCUUGGAGAAGAGGAGAGAGCAGCGUUGGUCCUGAAAGCCGAAGAGGGCAUUCUUAAAAAGGUGUUUGAGAAAAACGUCAGUGAGAAGCAGGCUGCUGAGGAGCUGGAGGCUCUGAGAUGCAAGGAGGUCAGGAAGACGGAGAGUAAAGUCACGCCUGCUGGAGAUCAAACGGCACAAAGUCCUGACAGCGAUGCUGGAACGAGACGGACAACAAGAGCAGAAGAUGAGCCUGGAGCGUCUUCAAACGAGACGGAGAAGGUGAGAGAGGGUAAGAAGGGCAUGGAGGCAUCAGCGCAGACCAAAGAGGCUCAGCAAAGUAAAAGAAGCAGGAAGAGCAAAAAGUCUUCAAAGGUUCCAGGCAGAGAAGGUCCUGAUGCUGAGGAAGCCCCCUCAGGUGUGGAGUCUGCUAUCACACCGGCUCCAGCAGCUCCAGAACUCGUCGGCUCCGGAACAACUGGCGCCAUCGGGAGGUCUUCAGAGGAGAAGCCAGCCGCUGAAACUCAAAGUCCAACCAAACCCGGGACAGAAGGUUCACACACAAACACGGGCGGCUCCACCCUGUCAUCCCGAGAUGUUUCAGUCAGGCUGGACCUCCAGGUGGUUGCUCCUGGUCCUGAAAGAAGUAAACGGAUAAAAUCACCACCUGGAGCCGAGAGUCCAGAGGGUCCAGAAUCUCCAAAAGUCCUGCAGCAGCUUCCAGACGCUCCAGAAAUAAUGACCUUGGCUUCAGGAACGUCGGAAGUCCCCAGAGAGGCUGAUCCUGAUGUCUCACCUGAGAGCCUGAGUCCUGAAGCUUCAGCCGCCUCGGGAGCGUCGUCCGGGAGCAAGUCUUCGCUGCUCCGUCAGGAAUGUUUGGAGCACGACCAGAGGAUCGUAGCUCUGGUCUCCAUGAUCAGACACGCGGAGGUCAGACUCAAGCGGCAGCAGCAGCAGGCGGUGGGCCGCGGUCUGGUCGGGCUGGACGACAUCAUCUCUCAAACUGAGACUCUGGACCUCGAGCUGAGGGACUUGGAGCCUGAGAUUAGGAAAGAGGUAGAAGCUGCUGAGCGACUGUUGAAUCCCAGACCGGACCACAUUCCUCUGCAGCUCCUAUUGGCUCUGGAGAAAGAUGGGCGGAGCUUGGCUCGUGGGUACGAGGCGGCUAACGUUCUCUCCGAGGGAAUCCUGCGCAGCCUGAGAGACCGCCGAGCCUCGUGCAAGGAGGCGGUGACGGCCCAGCAGAGGUCUCUGGGACGAAACGUGGACACGCUGCUGCUGUGGCUGAAGGAGACCGAAGGAAGGAUGGACAGAAAGGAUGGAGACAGGAACCAGGAUGAGAUCAGUCAGCAGCUACACCUCUGCAAGGAGCUCCAGUCCUCCCUGUCGACCCGGUCCAGUGAGGUCAACGACCUGAUCUUUGACAUCCAGCUGUUCAUCUCCGAGCGGGCGCAGGACCUGAGCCCGGAUCAGAGCAGGCGGCUUCUGGGGCAGCUCCAGCAGCUGCAGGGGGCCUUCCACCGAGCGUGGGGCCAAGCCGAGGCCUGGGCCGAGGUUCUGUCUGCCCAGCAGAACCGAGAGGAUGAGCGACAGAUCAGGGAGAGGCUGAAGGAAGACAAGAAGGAGAGAGAGGUGGUCCAGCAGCAGAGAGCGGAGUGUUCUCACACACUAGAAGGUCUCAACCUGUGGUUGGCUGGAGCCGCCAGCCUGCUGGCCAAUCAGAGAGCCGGAGCGGAGUCAGGUGACGUCAGCGUCCUGCAAGAGAAGCAGAGGAAGUUGAAGGAGGUUCAGAAGGAGCUCGGCGCCAGGGCUGAAGGUGUCGCCAAGGCCGUGCGCUCGGUGGAGGAGCUCCUGGCUGAGAGAGGAGAGAGUCUGAGCCCAGAGGAGAGGUCCGACCUCCAGGAGGCGCUAACCCGGCUGAAGGAGCAGUACAGCGCUCUGACAGACUCGGCAAACACGUCGGUGUCGGCGCUGGACUCGGCCAUCAGCACCACGGUCCAGCAGAACAGCCAGAGGGCUAAAGCAGAAGAAGACCUGCAGGAGACCCAGACCCGGAUGGACGCUCUGCUGAAGGAGCUGAACCAGACCGGCAGAACCGGGUCGGCUCUGGACGUUCCUGAUGCGCAGCCUUCACCACCAGAGGGCGCUGUGGUGUCUCACACAGAGAGGCUGCAGGUGGAGCUGCAGCAGCUUCAGGCCCAGCAGGCUCCGCUGCUGCAGGUGACCCAGUCGGUCCGGUCCCUCCUGGAUCAGCCCGACUCCACGGUUCCUCCUGAGGAGAAGCGGAGACUCCGAGCUGCCCUGGACCAGCUGCAGGCUCAGCACCAGAACCGGCUGCAGAGCUGCCAGGACCGUCUCAGGAAAUCCGAGGCUCUGAAGGAUGAGCUGACCAAAUUCGUCCAGGAACACGGAGAUCUGUGCUCCUGGCUGGACCUGAGUGAACAGGAGCUUUGUUCCCUGGGGGAAGGAGAAACCGACGCACACGGGCUGAAGGACCGACUGGAGGAGCACAGAAAGCUCGGUGAGGAAGUCAUCUGCCACAAGGCCGACCUGCGCUUCGUCUCCAUCUCCGGUCAGAAGGUUCUGGACUCGGUUCAGGCAGCUUUGGAGCAAGCUGGCGGAUCCGAAGCGGCCCUGAACAGCAUCCGGCAGCUGGUGUCGGAGAAGCUGCAGGAUUCCAGCCACAGAUACACGACCCUACACACCAGAUCCACAGAGCUCGGCAGCCAUUUGUCCGGGUUGUUGGAGCGGUACCAGCAGUACCAGGAUGAGGUCAUCUCCCUCCACUCCUGGCUCAGCAACCAUGAACAGAACCAAAGCAUCUCCACGUCCAGCGGCGACACCGACCCGCAGAACCUCCAGAGCGCUCUGAGACAAGUCCAGCUUCUUCAGGACGAGCUGGCGGAGCGCUCGGUGCAGCUGGAGAAGGUCCAGAGAGCUGGCCGGGUUCUGGUCAGCACCGACGAGGCCCCGUCUCUGAAAGCUGUGGACAUCCUCUGUGCUGCAGACGGUUUGGAGAAGAGGUUCGGGAGCCUCUCUGCGUCGGUGUCGGAGCGGGCCGAGCAGCUGCAGACCGCCAUGGCCCAGUCCGUCAGCGUCCAGGAGAGCCUGAAGGGCCUGCUCAGCUGGCUGGACCAGCUGGCCCUAGACCCCAGUCCAGUAGAGCCCACAGCUCAGGCUGUACAGGACGCUCUGACCCAGAACCAGAAACUCCGACAGGAGCUGCUGUCCCGGCAGGGCAGCGUGGAGGCCACUCGGGACUCUGUUUCCAAACUCCUCCUGAGCUCCGACUCGUCCACGGCGCCGGGCCUCCAGAGCGGUUCGGAGGAGCUGACCCGGCGCUACGCUGCAGCGCUGACCCGCCAGGCAGAGCAGGAGGCCGAGCUCAGAGCGCUGCUGCCCCACCUGGAGAGCUACGAGAGGCUCGGGACCGACCUGCAGGUCUUCACCCAGACCCGGAUGAAGGUUCUGAGCCCGGCGGGACAACCGGACCGCAGCGUGGGCGACUACCGGCAGACCAUCGAGGAGGUGAAAUCGGAGUUGGAGCAGGAAGUGGGUCAGCUGAAGGGGUUCUGCAGCCUCGGUACCGAGCUCAGCCAGUCCAAAGCUUUCCGUAACACUCAGAGUGUGCUGGACAAGGUCAGGGGGGUGACGGACGAGUUCACCAGGCUGCAGGAAAACAUCAACGACAGGUUUUCUGCCGCCCAGGCUUGCGAGCAGCAGCUCCUGGACUUCCGCGGCCUCUCCGCAUCCAUCGUCCGCUGGCUUCAGACGGCCCAGGACCAGCUGACGUCCAAAGAGUCCAACCUGGACACCGAAGGCCUGCAGAGGCGAGUCCGGCAGCUGCAGGAGCUGCUGGCCGACUGGACCGCUCAGGGAUCCAGAGUUCAGGAGCUGAACAGAACCGGUUCUGAGCUGGAGUCGCUCAUCAUCGAUGUCACAGCCCCUCAGACCAAAACCGGUGUCCCUCAGGUCAACGGGUCAGCAGGUCCCAGCAGUCUGAACGGGGUUCACACCUGUAAAGACCUGACGGAGCUGCAGGUGUCGGUGUCGGAUGUAAACGCCCGCUACGACCAUCUGGGCGGAGACCUGAAGGAGCGUCUCAGCCGCCAGCAGGCGUCUCUGGAGCUGAGACUCAAGGCCAGACGGGACGCCGAGGAGCUGAAGAGCUGGCUGAGCGGCCGGGAGCAAAGCCUGAAACGGAGCCAGGCGGCGUCGCCGUCCAAACCCGAGGCGGUCCGCGCUCAGGCCCAGCAGAACAAGGCUCUGCUGUCGGAGCUGGCCGAGCAUUCUGGGAAAGUCGAGGACCUGAAGAGUUCAUUAAGGAAGCUGAUCGCCGACCAUCCCGAUUCUCCUGAGACCGAGACCUGGAGGCAGCAGCUGCAGGACAUCGACUCCCGCUGGCUCUCAGCCAAUCAGACGGCUGCUCAGAGGCAGACCGAGCUGGAAGCGUGUGCCGACCGACUUGGCAGCUUCGCCUCGGCGGCCAAUCAGCUGGCUCCGUGGCUGCGGGAGAAGGAGCUGAUGAUGAGCGUCCUGGGACCUCUGAGCAUCGACCCAAACAUGCUGAACACGCAGAAGCAGCAGGUUCAGUUCAUGCUGCGUGAGUUUGAGACACGGCGGCCCCAGUUUGACCAGCUGACCCAGUCGGCUCAAGGAAUCCUCUCCCAGACCGGUGACUCCCCUCAGGACCCCAAGGACCUCGAGGAGGUCCGGGCUGAGCUGGGCUCCAUCUCCCAGCAGUGGGAGGACCUCACUAGCAGGCUGACGCAGAGGUCGAGCCACAUCGAUCAGGCUCAGGGAACCAGCGAGCGGUACCAGGCUCUGCUCCAAGAUCUGUCCUCCAGUGUCUCUGCUCUGGGCGAGCAGCUGGACGCUCGGGCCUCUCUGAGCGGGCAGCCUGAAGCGCUUAAGUGUCAACUGCAGGAGACCGGAGAGAUCCGCUCGGAGCUGGAGCGACGACGGUCCCAACUUUCCGAGGCUGAGAAGCUCUGCCAGGAGCUGAGCGCCAUCGUGGCCGAGCCGUACCUGAAGGAAGAGCUCAGUAAACGUCUGGAGAGCGUCAGCGCUCCACUCCGGAGUCUGGAAGAGCGAGCAGCCGACAGCCUCUCCCAGCUCCAGGCUGCCCUCUCCUCCACUCAACAGUUCCAGCAGAUGUUUGAGGAGCUGCGCUCUUGGCUCGAUCAGCAGUCCGACCCGAAGGAACCGUCCUCGGACUCUCUGCCCUGUUGGUCCGACGCGAUCCGGGCCCUGCUGGCCCAGACCGAGGAGCGGCAGCGUGAGAUAGCCAGCCAGCGCGGUUCCUACGAGCUGAUCCAGGCCGAGGGGGUGUCUCUCCUCGCAUCUCUCCCGGCAGACGAACGGUCCGCUCUGCAGUCCCGUCUGGCCUCCCUGAGACAGGACUGGGACGGGUUAAACCACCGGAUCUCGGAGCGGGAAGCCCGACUGAAGAACUGUCUGAACAAAGCAGAAACGUACCAGCACCACAAGGCUGAGCUGAUCCCGUGGCUAGCAGAGUCCGAGGAGAAGGAUGCAGGGAUUCGUCCGUCUCUGGACUCAACUGUUCUGGACGAGGCCUUGCAGAAGGCCCGGGUUCUGUCCAUGGACCUGGAGAGGCGCCAGCCGCUGUUGGAGGCGUUCAACACGGCAGCCGACCAGCUGCUGGAGCAGUGCUCCGUCGGGGAGGAGGAGCUACGAGACGAGAAGGCCCAGCUGAACCGACGGGUGGAUGGGCUGAGUGGGAGGCUGCUGAACCGGACCUCCCAGCUGGAGGAGCUGGCCAGCCGCCUGAAGGAGUUUGAGGAGGGCAGGCGGGCUGUGGAGCGGAGGCUGGAGGCUGCCAAGCAUCAGAUAGAAGUCCAGGAGGCUCUGGGACCUCAGGCGUGCAGCGCCAAAAGCUUGGAGAGGUUAAGGAGUCAGCAGGAGAGUCUGAGGUCGCUGCAGCCCCAGGUGGUCUACCUCCGCGACCUGGCCCAGGGGCUGGUUCAGGACGCCCCCCAGACACCAGGGGGCAGCACUGAGGGGGCACAGAGUCUUCAGGACCAGGCCAGAGAAACCCAGAGAGGAUACGAUGAUGUCACUGAUAAGAUCGAGCAGUGCUGCUCCUCCCUGGAGUCGCGUCUCCAGGGUGUGGGUGAGGUCCAGUCCCACGUUAGGGACGUCUUCUCUCGUCUCACCGACCUGGACGAUGAACUGGACUCGCUCAGUCCCGUCGGACGCGAUGCCGACUCCCUGGCCUCCCAGUCUGAUGCCGUGAAAAGCUUCCUGUCCCGCCUGGUGGACCUCAGGACGGAGCUGGAUGGCCACGCGUUGGAGUGCAGCACCAUGCUGAGGCGAGAAGGCUCCUCCCCCGACCUGCUGGCGCUCCGAAGGGAGACGGAGGCGCUGAGCCGCCAGGCGGGAAAGCUGAGCGACCGCGGCCAUGCCCGGCUGGGUCAGAUCCAGGAUGCUGCUGAGAGGGUUGAGGACUUCUACCGGCUGGUGGCGCAGCUGCAAGGCCUGCUGGGACGAGCGGAGGAGGGGCUGACCGCUCAGGGUGUGGUUGGCUCAGAGGUGGAGACGAUUAAACAUCAGCUUCAGGAGUUCAAGGCUGUGGAACGGGAGCAGGUGGACGUCAUCCAGCCGAGGCUGCAGCACGUCAACGCCGUGGGUCAGGGUCUGAUCCAGAGCGCCGCCAAGCACACGGACACCCAGGCGCUGGAGCACGACCUGGAGACCACCAACCUCCGAUGGAACUCGCUCAACAAACGGGUUGCCGAGCGGAUCGCCCAGCUCCAGGAGGCCCUGUUGCAUUGUGGGAAGUUUCAGGACGCUCUGGAGCCUCUGCUCAGCUGGCUGAGUGACACGGAGGAGCUGGUAGCCAAUCAGAAGCCUCCUUCAGCCGAGUACCGCGUUGUGAAGGCGCAGAUCCAGGAGCAGAAGCUGCUGCAGAGGCUGUUAGACGACCGCAGGCCGACCGUAGAGAUGAUCCGAGCGGAAGGAGAGCGGAUCGCCGCCACAGCAGACUCUCAGGACCGGGAGAAGAUCCGGAUCCAGCUCCAGAAUCUGUCCGAGAGGUGGUCGGAUCUGCUGGGCAAGGCCAGCUCCAGACAGAGACAGCUGGAGGAGCUGCAGGUUCUGGCUCUUCAGUUCCACGAAGCCCUGGAGCCGCUGGGGGAGUGGCUGAGCACCACCGAGAGACGCCUGAGCUCCGCCGAGCCCAUGGGAACCCAGACCGCCAAAAUCACCCAGCAGAUCGUCAAACACAAGGCGCUCCAAGAUGACGUCUCCUCCCGAGAGGUCGAGGUGGACCACCUCGAGUCCCUCAGCCAGUCGCUGUUCCCGCUCAGCUGCACGGCCGAUCGGGAUUGGCUGCGUGAGCGCGUGGGGGCUGUGAGGUCGGGUCACUCGGAGCUCUCUGAUUGGUGCUCGCGGCGGGCGGGGCUGCUGGAGCAGGCCCUGGCCAACGCCCAGCUGUUUGGGGAGGAGGAGGUGGAGGUGCUGAACUGGCUGGCGGAGGUGGCUCAGAGGCUGGAUCAGGUCUCGGUUCAGAGCUACCGACCCGAGCUGCUGGCCGAGCAGCACAAGCACACUCUGGCUCUGAAUGAAGAAAUCGUGAGCAGGAAGAAAACCGUGGACCAGGCCAUCAAGAACGGCCAAGCUCUGCUCAAACAGACCACAGGUGAGGAGGUGCUGCUGAUCCAGGAGAAGCUGGACGGGAUCAAGUCUCGUUACGCGGAGAUGACGGCCGGCAGCAGCAAGGCGCUCCGGACGCUGGAGCAGACGCUGCAGCUCGCCACUCGAUUCGCCAGCGCACACGAAGACCUCAACCAGUGGCUGGACGGCGUGGAGGCGGAGCUCAACAACGUGGAGCCUGAUGCCUCACCGGCCUACCAGGAGAGACAGAAGGAGCUGAAGAAAGUCUCGGCGGAGAAGCGUCUGGUUCUGGACACGGUGAACGAGGUGGGCAGCGCCCUGCUGGACCUGGUACCGUGGCGAGCCCGAGAAGGUCUGGACCGGCUUGUGGCUGACUCCAACCAGCGGUACCGACAGGCUGACGAGACCAUCACUCAGCGGGUUCAGCUGGUGCAGGCUGCCAUCCAGAGGUCACAGCAGUACGAGGAGACGGUGGACGCGGAGCUGGCCUGGGUCGGAGAGACGGAGCGGAAGCUGGCGUCUCUGGGUCCUCUGAGUCUGGAGCCGGACCUGACUGUGGCUCAGCUCCAGGUCCAACGGGCUUUCAACAUCGACAUCAUCCGACACAAAGACACCGUGGACCAGCUGCUGGGUGUCAGAGACGAGGUUCUGGAGGCCUGCAGCGACGCUCAGAAGGACGCUCUGAUGGUGAAGACGGACUCUCUGAGUUCUCGGUAUGAUACCGUGAGCCAGAACCACAAUGAGCGGUUCUUGGCUCUGGAGCAGGCUCAGAUUCUGGUGGCCCGGUUCUGGGAGACCUACGAGGAACUGGAGCCGUGGUUGGGAGAGACGGAAGCUCUCAUUGGUCAGCUUCCCCCUCCAGCCAUCGACACAGACGCUCUCCGGCUGCAGCAGGACCGGAUGAGGCUGCUCAGAGAGUCCAUCGCCGAGCACAAGCCGCACAUCGACAAGCUGCUGAAGAUCGGACCUCAGCUGGCCGAGCUCAGCCUGCAGGAGGGGGCCACGGUGACGCGGCGCUACGCCGACGCCGAGAAACGCUACCUCGCCAUUAAAGAGGAGGUGAAAGGUCGCGCUACCAAGCUGGACGAGGCCGUGUCUCAGUCUGCACAGUUCCACGAUAAGAUGGACCCGCUGCUGGAGACCCUGGAGGGGGCAGUGCAGCGGCUGCGGCAGCCUCCUCCGGUGGCGGCGGAGGUGGAGAAGAUCCGGGAGCAGCUGGCAGAGCACCGAGCUCAGGGCCUGGAGCUGGACAAGCUGCUGCCGAGCUUCUCUGCCCUCUGCGCCCGCGGGGAGGAGCUCAUCGGCAGGGCGGCCCACGACGACCCUGCAGCUCAGGCCGUUCGUUCCCGCCUCCUUCGCCUUCGCUCUCUGUGGGACGAGAUCCGUCAGCGAGCUGAAGAGAGGGAGGGCAAACUCAGUGACGUCCUAGACCUGGCCGGGAAGUUCUGGUCCGACGUGGCGGCUCUGCUGAGCACGCUCCGGGACUCCCAGGAUAUCGUGAAGGAGCUGGAGGACCCGGGAGUCGACCCGUCGCUCAUCAAACAGCAGAUCGAGGCCGCUGAGGCCAUCAAGGUGGAGACGGACGGUCUGCGGGAAGAGCUGGAGUUUGUGCGGACCCUCGGGGCUGAUCUCAUCUUCGCCUGCGGAGAAACGGAGAAACCCGAAGUUAAGAAGACGAUAGACGAGAUAAACGCUGCCUGGGAGGGGCUGAACCGGACCUGGAGGGAGAGGAUGGAGAGGCUGGAGGAGGCCAUGACCGCCUCGGUCCAGUACCAGGACGCUCUCCAGUCGAUGUUCGACUACCUGGACAACGCCGUGAUCAAGCUGUGUGACAUGUCGCCCGUGGGAACCGAUCUGGGAACGGUCAAACAGCAGAUAGAAGAGCUGAAGCAGUACAAGGUGGAGGUGUACCAGCAGCAGAUCGACAUGGAGAAGCUCUGCCACCAGGGGGAGCUCCUUCUGAAGAAAGUGUCGGACCAGACCGACCGGGACAUGAUCCAGGAGCCGCUGACCGAACUCCGGCACCUCUGGGAGAAUCUGGGUGAUAAAAUCACCCAAAGACAGCACAAGCUGGAGGCGGCCCUGCUGGCCCUGGGUCAGUUCCAGCACGCCCUCGCAGAGCUGCAGGCCUGGCUCAGCCACACACACGCGACUCUGGACACGCAGCGACCCGUCAGCUCCGACCCGAAGGCCAUCGAGAUCGAGCUGGCCAAACACCACGUUCUGCGUAACGACGUCCUGUCCCACCACGCCACGGUGGAGACGGUGAACAGUGCCGCCGCCGAGCUGCUGGAGUCCUCUCCGGGAGACGAGGCCAGCUGUCUGCGGGAUCAGCUGGAGCAGCUGAACCAGAGCUGGGAGGGUCUGCUGCUGAAGAGCCGGGAGCGCCAGAAGCUGCUGGAGGACGCCCUGCAGCAGGCUGAAGGUUUCCAUGGUGAGUUGGAGGAGUUCCUGCAGUGGUUGAGGAGGACCGAGAGCCAGCUGUCUGCAGCCAAACCAACAGGGGGUCUCCCGGAAACAGCCAGGGAGCAGCUCCAGCAGCACACGGAGCUGCAGGUGCAGCUGAGUCAGCGAGCGGACCAGUACCACCGUCUGCUGGAUCAGGGAGAGUCCAUGCUGCUGGCCCGGGGAGGAGAGGAGGCAGGACCCGGGACCACCCAGACCCAGCAGAACCUGGCCAUGCUGCAGAACAAGUGGGCCAGCCUCAACACCAAGAUGGACGACCGUAGGGCUAAACUGGAAGAGGCCGUUUCCUUGGCAACGGGCUUCCAGACGUCUCUGCAGGACACCAUCAACUGGCUGACUCAGGCCGAGCAAACCCUGAACAUGGCUCAGCCUCCGAGCCUCAUCCUGGACACGGUCCUGUUCCAGAUCGAUGAGCACAAGGUGUUUGUGAACGAGGUCAACACCCACAGAGAGCAGGUUCUGGCUCUGGAGAAGGCCGGUUCUCAGCUCCGCUUCGCCAGCCUAAAGCAGGAUGUGGUUCUGAUCAAGAACCUGCUGCUCAGUGUCCAGGCCCGCUGGGACAAGCUGGUUCAGAGGUUUCUGGACCGGGGCCGACACCUGGAUGAGGCCCGCAAACGAGCCAAGCAGUUCCACGAGGCCUGGAGGAAGCUGACAGACUGGCUGGAGGAAGCUGAGAGGAAACUGGACUCUGAGCUGGAGAUCUCCAACGAACCCGACAAGAUCAAAGUGCAGCUAGCCAAACACAAAGAGUUUCAGAAGGCUCUGGGAUCCAAGCAGCCGGUUUAUGACACCACGGUGAGGUCUGGGAAGGCCAUGAGGGACAAAGCUCUGCUGCCUGCAGACCAGCAGAAACUGGAUCACCUGGUGGGGGAAGUUCGAGAUAAGUGGGACACCGUCUGUGGCAAGAGCGUGGAGAGACAACACAAGCUGGAGGAAGCUCUGCUGUUCUCAGGUCAGUUUGCAGAAGCUCUCCAGGCGUUGGUGGACUGGCUGUACCGCGUUGAGCCUCAGCUGGCUGAAGACCAACCUGUCCACGGAGACCUGGACUUGGUGUCGAACCUCAUGGACACGCACAAGGUCUUCCAGAAGGAGUUGGGUAAGAGAACCGGCAGCGUCCAGGCUCUGAAGCGUUCAGCCAGGGACCUGAUGGAGACGGGCCGGGACGACACGGCCUGGGUCAAAGUUCAGCUUCAGGAGCUGAGCAACCACUGGGAGACGGUGUGCGCUCUGUCGGUCAGCAAGCAGAGCCGCCUCCAGCGGGCGCUGAAACAGGCGGAGGAGUUCCGCACGGCGGUUCAGGUGCUGCUGGAGUGGCUCUCAGAGGCAGAACAGACGCUCCGUUUCCGCGGCGUCCUCCCCGAAGAGGCGGAGACUCUGCAGGCGCUGCUGCACUCUCACAGAGACUUCAUGGGGACGGUGGAGGAGAAGAGGGCCGACGUGAACAGGGCUGCUGGCAUGGGGGAUGGCAUCCUGACGGUGUGUCACCCUGACUCCAUCACCACCAUCAAACACUGGAUCACCAUCAUCCGGGCGCGCUUCGAGGAGGUGCUGACGUGGGCCAAGCAGCACGAGCAGCGGCUGGAGACGGCUCUGGCCGAGGUCCUCAACAACGCCAACCUUCUGGAGGAGCUGUUGUCAUGGUUACAGUGGGCCGAGACCACACUGGUCCAGAGAGACACGGAGCCGCUUCCUCAGGACAUCCCGCAGCUGAAGACCCUCAUCACAGAGCACCAGACGUUCAUGGAGGAGAUGACCAGGAAGCAGCCGGAUGUCGACAAAGUGACUAAAACCUACAAAAGGAAACCGACCGAGGCUCCCAGCAGCCUGGCCGAGCGGAGAGGAGCUCGCAAACCGCAGCAGCAGCCUCAGGCGGCGGUGCAGCUUUCAGGAGGAAACCCGCGACUCACCCAGCUGUGCGCCCGAUGGCAGCAGGUGUGGCUGCUGGCCCUCGACCGCCAGCGGAAACUCAACGAUGCUCUGGAUAGGCAGGAGGAGCUGAAGGAGUUUGCUAACUUUGACUUCGACGUGUGGAGGAAGAAGUACAUGCGCUGGAUGAACCACAAGAAGUCCCGCGUCAUGGACUUCUUCAGACGCAUCGACAAGGACCAGGAUGGAAAGAUCACACGGCAGGAGUUCAUUGAUGGGAUCUUGGCCUCCAAAUUCCCAACCAGUAAGUUGGAGAUGUCUGCUGUGGCGGACAUCUUUGACCGAGACGGAGACGGCUACAUCGAUUACUACGAGUUUGUCGCAGCUCUUCAUCCCAACAAGGACGCCUACAGGCCGACCACGGACGCCGAUAAGAUCGAGGACGAGGUGACGCGGCAGGUGGCCCAGUGUAAGUGUGCCAAGAGGUUCCAGGUGGAGCAGAUCGGAGAAAACAAGUACAGGUUCUUCCUCGGGAACCAGUUCGGCGACUCCCAGCAGCUGCGCCUGGUCCGGAUUCUGCGCAGCACGGUGAUGGUGCGAGUCGGAGGAGGCUGGAUGGCUCUCGACGAGUUCCUCGUCAAGAACGACCCGUGCAGAGUGCAACAUCCAGGACUUAAGAUUCUCCGCUCCGAUUCCAGUAGCUCCAUCUCAUCUCGUAUAGUGACAGUCACUCCUGGCUAUUUCUGCUGCCGAGCUCGCGGCCGCACCAACCUGGAGCUGAGGGAGAAGUUCAUCCUUCCUGAGGGAGCCUCUACGGGCCUGGCUGCCUUCCGAUCCCGGGGCCGACGCUCCAAACCAGGCUCCCGUAACGCCUCCCCCACCCGCUCCUCCUCCUCAGCCUCCCACAGUGGCGCCUCCCUCCCCUCGGCGCCCUCUGCCCCCGCCACCCCGACUGCCUCGGCGUCAUCCAGGUCCUCCCUCACCCACUCGCGUGACUAUGCCAAGCCCUGGCUUGCACACAGUAAAACUCCAACGCCAACCAAGUGCCACUGCUGCUCAGACCUCGGUCACAACCACUGCACCCCUGGGCACGAGGGGGCGACAUCCGGGUCCAAACUGAAGAGGCCCACGUUCCAUUCCAGCCGAGGCUCGCUGAGCGGAGAGAACGGAGGAACGACGCACGGCAGCAAGCGAACAGAUCCAAAGCGAGGAGCUGCAACAGCCAGCGGUCCAACCAGCCGCGCUGGCAGCAGAGCUGGCAGCAGGGCCAGCAGUCGCCGUGGCAGCGACGCCUCUGACGCGUCAGAACUUCAGGACGCUCGCUCCGUUUGCUCCGACACUUCAGACACCCCGAGACGACCUGGCAGCGGAGCCAAACCCUCCAAGAUCCCGACCAUUUCCAAGAAGACCCCCAGCCCAAAGACCCCGGGAUUGGUAAAGAAGUAAACCUGAGGUCGGGGUGUCAUGGCCGUCGUGCACGCACCAGCGUCGCUCUGGACUUCCAUCCAGAGGGCUCGUCUAGAACUUCUGCGCUGUGACUGAAUUUUUAUGUUUCCUGAGGGAAGCGUGAGACGUAUAGUCUGAGUGAGUGUCCGUCUCACCUCUCCCCGUCUCUGAGAUAGACUGAACUUGCACAAGAGUCUGGGGUCAACACUGACUUUAUGCCUUCAAGACCCCGUUUGCCUCCCAGAGCGUCCCCUGGUGGCGGGGAAGCAAACACCGCCUGACCUGACGUGAUGCUGCCUUACUUCAUGCUGCACACUUUGUCCUGAUGAGCCGGAGUGCCGGACGGACUAGCUAACCCGUUUCUCCAGAGGGGGGGGGGGGGGGGGGGGGGCGGCCUCCACCACAGCUGCACAAACACAAAACGGAGAGAACUGUGGGUGAAUUUUUUUUGGCUUGUGGGCCAGAUGCCUCAAGGAUGGGUCAAAAAAGAAAAUAUGCAACCGACUGCCAUGUCGUUUCCCUGGGCUGGCUGGCGAGAAAACAGCCACUUCAGCAGCGGUGAGCUGAGCUAGGAGGCAGACAACGCCGUCUGACGCACACAGGCGGUCAGAGGAUCGGUGGCGGUGCAGCGGAGAGCAAACACACUCACGCCGACUCCUCCCAACCGCCGGAGAUCAGCCUCACGUCUGCUUUCCAGCUGAGCGCUGCGUGGCGUCCUCACAGAAUAAUCACACGCUAGCAGUAGACGACUAACAGCACAUUACUGACGACACGUGUGACCUAACCGAUGGUGACAACCAGCAUGCACUAACUGUCUGUUGCCCUUAGCGACCCCGUUGCACACACACACGAGGAGCAUCGUGUGUGUGUCUGUUACCGGAAACAAGAGGUCAUUGACUUGAGUCACUGUAUGCAAAUGUUUUGUUUUUGUUUGUUUUUCUGAUUAAUUUAUAAUCCAGUUGGACGUUUGUUGUUUAGCUUGAAAGAGAUUUAUUUAUUUUCGGUUUCCUGUCGGCGAUGGCGGCGAGUUCCGGUACCAGGGAGGCUCCGGUCCGGUUCUGUUGCAACACGGUGAUCAGCAGCAGCCUUAUCGAGAACGCUCUUUAGUGACGACCACGACCUGACCAAAGGGGUUUGCCCUUCAUCUGCAGAGAACUACAAAUAUGGAUGACAGAGGGUCGUGUCCCUCCCCGGCGACUCUUCUAGACUCUUCCUGUCCAAGGCGGGGCCGCUGUCUCGUCUUCUCCUCGUAAGAGAUUAUGAAACUAAUGAAGUGACCGUAAGACGACAUCUUAA